CACAAGCCGACCCUAUGCGCACUCGCUAGGACAUGUCAUUUGCUCAGCGAACCCGCUCUAGACGCACUCUGGGAAGAGAUCCAAACGCUCGCUCCCCUAUUCUUGUCUCUGCCAAGGGAUCUCUUCGCCGAGGGUCACGAAACAGGAGUCCAAGGAACACGUAUCGCACACCGAAAUGCCUACCAUGUUCCUACAUACUGCCUUACUCGCGACAUCACACCUACUGACUGGGCUAUCUUUUGCAAAUAUGCUGCACGCGUCAAGGUUAUUACUAACGGGAAAUGCACCGAACACAAUCACCAACUAUGGGAUGACGAGUAUGUUUCAGUUAGGCUUCUCCUUGACACCAUAGGGCGCCUAGCAACUGAAGUACCAUCACCACUCUUUCCUCGCCUCAGAGUGCUGCAUUGGAGGAGCUCUGAUAGCCAUAUUUACCCCUUUCUCCGAGCCAUAGCAUACCCCUCCCUUGUCAGCCUCUCUAUCGAAAGAGGGAUAUCUCCCAGCCGCGACGCUAAACUUCGCGAGAACGCCUUUCCUGAGGCGCUUGAUUUACUUUCAGACUUGGGUAGGCUAUGCCCGAGGAUGCAGUCAUUCACAUGGCGGGACUACACUGGCGACAGUACACCCACAAAUGCUUUGUCGCGAGCUAUUUGCGACUGGCAGCACCUGAAAAUCCUUAAAAUUGGCAUUCCCCUGGCUGACACCGCCAUCGCGCACUUGUGUUCUCGUCCUUCUCUUAGUGUUCUGCAGAUCGAUCCCUACUAUCUCCAGUCCUCUGUCUCCAUGCUUGCACUUCCACGCGAUAGCCAACCUCUUGCUUCCAUCGACUCUUUCGAACUUAUUGAGGGAGCGGUACCGGAAGCGAGGUCAGGGUUUCACGACGCGGUCCGGCUUUUACAGUCCAGGAGCGGUCAUUUCUCAUCCCGGAGGUUUUCCGUCACCACGUACAGUAUUACAUCUAAGCCAGACAUCCUGAAUUUGAUGGAAACUUCAGCAGAGUGCAUCGCCAACAAGACCUUGACGUCCCUCGUUCUGCGUGAAAAUCUUGGUAUCCUGCGGGUGUUGCGGGGAAGCGAAAAAGACUACGCGGAUUUUGAUACCCACGCCAUCACUUUCACCACAUUGAAGCCUACCUUCUGCUUCGAGAACAUGGAAAGCGUGGUCUUGGAUCUGGAGCGCAAAGUCACCACCAACGACAGUGAGCUACUUACCAUAGCUCGGGCUUGGCCUCGCCUCCGGGUUCUACGCAUCAACCCUCGGCAUGGCUGGCCUGCGCCGGGGUCCCGCGUCACUUUUACUGGGAUGGCAGUCGUUCUGUCAGCAUUACCAUUCAUCGAAGACGUUGCGAUUGCAAUAGAUGGAACAACCGCUCCCCCUGGUGGUGAAGCUGGUGAAGCAAGCGUCACCGUCCCGGAUAGGACUCGCUGUGCUCCGUCGUCUCUCAAGUCCCUCGACAUUCUGAACUCGAGCGUUGGUGACAUAGCCAGCGACGCUGCCGUUUUCUUGCUUCGCCUUCUCGUCAAUGUCGAGUCCUGCAGGCUGCAGGCGUGGAUGUUAUUUGCUCCGCAAGUCAGAGGCGAGGGUGAAGCAAAGCCUGAAACGUGGUGGAGGGACGUUUUUGAGGCUCUCAAUGCCAUGCAUCCCGGAAUCAUUGCUUCUGCAGGGCGUGAUAUAAGUCCUGGUGCGCUCUCAUUGGUGGAUAUCGUCGAUUUGCUUCACGCCAACGCGUAA
This is a messenger RNA of Coniophora puteana RWD-64-598 SS2, 1731 nucleotides long. RefSeq lists its product as uncharacterized. The coding region runs from base 583 to 1731 and encodes 382 amino acids. The record is from RefSeq and is a predicted model, not a curated record. The transcript has 2 exons. NCBI's taxonomy places the organism in Eukaryota, Fungi, Basidiomycota, Agaricomycetes, Boletales, Coniophoraceae.